UCUCCUGGGGAGCAUUGACUAUGAGGGCUCUGGAUCCCCUGCCAGCGAACCAGAGCUGAGCUUUGUUCCCAGGAUCAUCAAUAGGACAGACACUCUUCCUGGAUCCUUGCCCUGGCUUGUGACUGUGAUGACUGUCAGUAGGAUCCAGUUAUGUUGGGGCGCCCUGGUCAACGAGAGCUGGGUGAUCACCGCCGCCCACUGCAAUGUCACGACAUCUGACUGGGUUGUGGCUGGGCUGUAUGACCCUUCCUCAGGUAGGAAAGACAUCCAGAUCCUGAAGGUUGCCCAGGUUAUUCUCCACCCCCAACUGAAUCUGAGUGCUACUGACAAUGACGUCGCUCUGCUGAAGCUGGCAAGGCCUGCCCGCUUAUCCACGCCAGUGUACCCAGCAUCCCUGCCCACAGCUUCUGACCACUUCCGCCCUGGGCACCUGUGCCUCACACUGGGCUUCAUGUUUCCCCAGCCUUAUGCCAGCAAGCACCCCAAGGAACUGCAGGAGGCUAUGAUGACCAUCCUGACGAACAUCAAUUGCAGGAAAUACGGGGGCACAAUAAACACCGAUGCCAACAUCUGUGCUGGGACAAAUGGCGUCUCCUGCUGGGAAGUCGACUUUGGAGCCCCCUUGGUCUGUAGGAAGAAGAAAGUCUGGACCCUGGCGGGGGUCAAGUCAUUUAUGAGUGAAACCUGCCCCACCCUUAAACCUCUGGUGUUCACCCGGAUCACCAAGAUUGUACCAUGGAUUCAGGAGACCAUGGCCAACAACUGAGCCCUGAUCCUCCCCUUCCUUUGCUCUUUAUCCCCAAUA
Talpa occidentalis (Iberian mole) is the source of this 805-nucleotide messenger RNA. RefSeq names its product chymotrypsinogen B-like. Gene Ontology annotation, biological process: proteolysis. Bases 128 to 766 code for a protein of 212 amino acids. NCBI's taxonomy places the organism in Eukaryota, Metazoa, Chordata, Mammalia, Eulipotyphla, Talpidae. The record is from RefSeq and is a predicted model, not a curated record. The transcript is spliced from 7 exons. Gene Ontology annotation, molecular function: serine-type endopeptidase activity.